AAAUAAAUUAUUUAUUCUAAUUAAUUGUUAUUUCCAUCAAAUUUUUUUUAAUUUAUGUUGCUUGAAUUUGUUCGUGCUUAGCCAAAGACAUAUACCCAAUGCUAUGUCGAAAGUUAAGUAAUUUAUAUGCUUCGUGAUUGGAUAUUUGCGCGCGCGCGCACGCAAGCACGCACACACACAUUUAUUGAUACAUUAUGUAUAUAUAUAUAUAUAUAUGCAUUUAUAUACAAAUUUUGUAAAAUGAAUACUUAUAAUUCUUAUUCGUUAACAUAAAUUGAAAAAAAUAAUUAUUUUAUCCUGCUUUUUCCUGCUUCCAUUUAAUAUAAACUAAUAAAAAAAAUUAAACAAUUUCAUAAAUUUUUUGUGUUUAUUUUAUAUUUUAUUUUUAAUUAAAAAUUAAUAUCUUAAAUUAUAAUUAAAAAUUAAAUAUAUAUAUAUAUAUUUUGUAUUGUAACUAAUAUUAAUUCGUUUAAGAUUGAAUAUAUUGGAUAAAUAUUGGAUUUCUGCUUCGUUAUCAAGGUUUCUUAAGAUCAUAAAUUACACUAAAAAUAGUGGCGAUAAACGUAGAACAUGUUGAAAUUAAAUUGGCUUUUAGUUUUAGCAUUUCAAAUGCUUAUAAUAACAAAUAUAGAAGGUUCCAUAGGUGAUAAAUCUCAAUUUUAUAAUUUAUGUUUUGAAAAAUGUCUUGAUAGUAAUUGUGAUAGAGAUAAAAAAUUUAAAGAAUUACCUUCUUUAUCAUUAAGAUUACUAUUUUGGUCUUGUACAGAAGAUUGUAGUUAUAGAUGCACUUGGAAGACAGUUGAUUAUUUUAUAUCUCAUGGUUUAAAAGUUCCUCAAUUUCAUGGAAAGUGGCCAUUUAUUCGUCUUUUUGGUUGUCAAGAACCUGCUUCUGUUAUAUUUUCUAUAUUAAAUUUUUAUGCUCAUAUUACUAUGUAUUGGAAAUUUAAAAAAAAAUAUGGAUCAACUUAUCCUAUGUUUUAUAUAUGGACUUAUUUCAGUCUGGUAUGCAUGCAUGGUUGGUUUUGGUCAUUUAUUUUUCAUGCAAGAGAUAUUCCAUUUACUGAAGUAAUGGAUUAUUCCUCUGCUUUUAUUAUGGUUCUUACAUUACUAUAUUGUAUGUUAUUAAGGAUAACUUAUAAAAAUAAUAAGUUUUUUGCUGUGAUUACAUGUGGAUAUCUUAGCACUUUAUAUUCACAUUUAUCUCAUUUAUGGUCUGGUUAUAUUAAUUAUGACUAUAAUAUGAAAUUUAAUAUAGUUAUAGGUUUUUUAACAUUUGUUAUAACAAUGACAUGGUGGCAUCGUAAUAAAAAAAAAUUAUCUUAUGUAUACUUGAUUGGUUGGUUCAAUAUAUUAACAGUUUUUGUUACUAUAUUAGAAAUAGCAGAUUUUGCACCUAUUUUUUGGAUUUUUGAUGCUCACUCUUUAUGGCAUGCAAGUACAGUUCCACUUACAAUAUUAUUGUAUAAGUUCAUGAUGGCAGAUUGUUCUUAUUUGAGUACAUAUUAUAAUAAAUUGACAUUAAAUAUUGAUUAUCAUAUACAUUAAUAUUUAAUAAUAUAUUUUUAAUGAUGAAAUAAUGAAAUAUAAUGUGAAAUAUAAUUAAAAAUAAUAAUUAUUAUUAUUUUACAAAAUAUUAAAUAUUAUUUUAAAAAUAUUUUUUAUUGAUUUGUAAUGUAAAUAUUUAAUUUAUAUAUCUUUAGAACCAUAUUCCUUGUUGUAAAAAAUUUUGUUUAUAAAGUUGAUAGUAAAUAUUUUAUAUUAAAUAAUAUUUAUAAAACAAAAAUAUUUUUUUUUAUAUAUUAAUUAAAUUUGCGAAUUAUAUCUAAUUAUUUUAUUGCAAAAAUUAUUGUAAAAAAUUUAAUAUAAAGAUAUAAAUAAUAAAUCAUUAUUAUAAUUAUUACUUUAUUAUAACGAUAUAAAAAUCAUAAUAAAGUCUGAAAUUAUAUUAAA
Molecule: messenger RNA, 1950 nt
Organism: Apis cerana (Asiatic honeybee)
Lineage: Eukaryota; Metazoa; Arthropoda; Insecta; Hymenoptera; Apidae
Gene: PGAP3
Product: Per1-like protein PGAP3
Biological process (GO): GPI anchor biosynthetic process
Cellular component (GO): endoplasmic reticulum membrane
Molecular function (GO): hydrolase activity, acting on ester bonds
Source: RefSeq, a predicted model, not a curated record